Caenorhabditis bovis is the source of this 2715-nucleotide messenger RNA. The record is from the annotation of a GenBank genome assembly. Lineage: Eukaryota; Metazoa; Nematoda; Chromadorea; Rhabditida; Rhabditidae.
AUGGAGAGUUUCGAAAGUUGUUUGAUGAGAGCGGCAGCGACGAAAAAGCCGGAGGAAAUUCGAAACGUUUGCCUAAUUGCUCACGUUGAUCACGGAAAAACGAGUUUUGCUGACUCGCUGGUGUCAGCAAAUGCGGUGAUUUCAAGCCGAAUGGCUGGCAAAUUGCGCUAUAUGGAUAGUCGAGAAGAUGAGCAAACGCGCGGGAUCACGAUGAAAUCGAGUGGAAUCUCGCUGCUCUGCGAGCCGCUUUUAAUCAAUUUAAUUGAUAGUCCAGGGCAUGUCGAUUUUGCUGGAGAGGUCACAUCGGCUCUAGUUCUCUCCGAUAUUGCCGUCCUUUUGAUCGACGUGAUCGAAGGAAUCUGCUCACAAACCAAAGCUCUCAUCCGCCAAGUUAUUCGAAACGGCCAAUCGAUGAUUCUAGUCAUUAAUAAAAUUGAUAGGUUACGUAUUGAAUUGAAAAUGUCGGCAGACGAAGCGUAUUCAAGAAUUUGUCGCCUAAUCGAAGGCACCAAUAGUUGUAUUAGCCAGGUCUUGGGUGGAAUUGUGCUCGAAGAUGACACUUGGGGAGACAUUGAGGAAGCCGAGAGGAAGUAUCAUUUUGAUCCUGUCAAAGGGAAUGUUAUAUUUGCAUCGGCUUUACAUUCGUACGCGUUCGGUGUUGAGGAUUUCGCCGAGAUUUACUCGUCUAAGCUGAAAAUUGCAAAAAACGAAUUAGAGAAAUCCAUGUUUGGAGAUUAUUUCUUCGCCGCUGGAGUGGUUAAAGAGGGAGCUUCAGCAAAAGGCCGAAAAACGAUAUUUGAGCAAUUCGUUUUGGAGCCGCUUUGGAUGUUGCAUGAUUAUGGACUCGUUGCGAAUGAUUUGGAAAAAUUCACGGCGUUGACAGAAAAAUUGGGAAUCAAAGUGCGAUCUAGACGAGCUAAUGAAGCUUUUGAUGAAGCGAUGCGACAAUGGAUGCCGCUUCCGAAGGCGACAUUCCGCGCGGUUGCGAGAUCUCCAAACGCGAAAUCGACGUUCGGUGUAGAUCAUCGGAUCAAUCAUGUUACUGGCAAUCGAAAAGAUCAUCCUCUUCGGAAUUUAAUAUUGAAAUGUGAUCCGCAAGAAACGACUGUUGUAUUCGUGGUGAAGCUUUUGAAAAAUGAUGAUUCUGAAUCGAGACGAGCGAUUUGUCGAAUUCUCAGCGGGACUCUGCGAAAGGGCGAUAAAGUAUUCGUGCUUCAGCAGGCGGGAAUUAGGCCAAAAGAUUCUGGAGAUUAUAGCGACGACGAAAUGACGAGCACCAUUAUUCGUCGUGUGUCGAUUCUUCGCGGUCGAGAUGUGAUUCCUGUUGAAGCCGUGACGAGCGGAAUGGUGUGCGCGAUUGAUGCUGAAUGGCUUUUGCAAAACACCACAUUAUGCUCUGACGCGAACUAUCCGAGCUUAAAGAUUGGAUCUGAUGUUGGAGAAGCUUUGGUUCGAGUGUCGAUCAGUACGAAACAAUUGGAAGACAUGGAUGAGUUGAGGGAGAAGCUCAAAUUGUUGGCGUUGCUUGACACAAGCGUUAGAGUGAUGGAACUUGAGACCGGAGAGCUUGCCAUGGUCACCGCUGGAGAAGUGCACCUCCAGAAGUGCAUCAAGGAUCUUAACGAUCUUGGAUUGGUUGACAUUGAUGUCUCGCCGCCGAUUGUUCCGUUCAUGGAGACGGUUGUGGCCGAUGCGGCACUGUCUGGACCGCAAAUCGCCGAACAGGAAACCGAAUGCCGAAUUCGCCAAGACGCCCUUCAUAUCCGUCUACGUGUUGUUGCGCUGGAUCGCGACGUGAUUGAGAUUCUGGAAAAGAAUGGCUCGCUGAUAUCGUCGAUGAGACGCGGCGAGGCGGAUGCUCGCGAUGUUGGCGAGUUUCAGACGAAGUUGACAGCGGUGUGCUGCGAAAAGUUGCCGGCGUUAAAAGGAUCGUGGUGGUAUAAGAAGUCGAAGGAGUCAAUUCAAACGCUCGUCGAACGGAUAUGGGCGUUCGGACCGGAUCGUGCUCGUUCGAACAUCCUUUUCAACAAUAUCGAAAGCUACGAUAGGACUCCAGUAUGGAACAAAACCGAGUUGUCCUCGUCACAUAUCCGCCGACACGAUCAAGCAAUUAAUGCCGGAUUCGAUUUGUUCUGCACCAGCGGACCAUUGUGCCACGAGACAAUGCAUGGUGUGGCCGUGGUCGUUGAGGAGUGGACCGUCGACGAGGAGGACUCGGCGAUUGGCGGCCAAAUGAUGUCGGCGAUGCGGGCGACGUGCGCGGCAGCCGCGCAAAAAGGAGCCCUUCGACUUGUGGCGGCGAUGUACAAAUGCACGGUGACGACGGCUAGCCAAGCGCUGGGAAGCGUCCACGCGGUGUUGUCUCAAAAGAAGGCCAAGGUGAUCGCUGAGGACAUCAAUGAAGCCACCGGUCUGUUUGAAGUCGUCGCAUUGAUGCCGGUAGUCGAAUCAUUCUCAUUUUGCGAUCAGCUGAGAACUGGAACGUCUGGAAUGGCUUCCGCUCAGCUGCACUUCUCGCAUUGGCAAGUCAUCGAUGAGGAUCCUUAUUGGACACCAUCGACACUCGAAGAAAUUGAAGUGUUUGGGCUCAAGGGAGACAGUCCGAAUCAUGCUCGAGGCUACAUGGAUGCAGUGCGUCGGAGAAAAGGACUGCCAACUGAGGACUUGAUUGUUGUUUCUGCGGAGAAACAAAGAAAUUUGAAAAAGAAUAAGUGA